Messenger RNA from Girardinichthys multiradiatus, 2490 nucleotides. RefSeq names its product RAB41, member RAS oncogene family (gene rab41). The coding region runs from base 105 to 740 and encodes 211 amino acids. Gene Ontology annotation, molecular function: GTP binding; GTPase activity. The transcript is spliced from 8 exons. NCBI's taxonomy places the organism in Eukaryota, Metazoa, Chordata, Actinopteri, Cyprinodontiformes, Goodeidae. The record is from RefSeq and is a predicted model, not a curated record.
AGCUCUAGUUAGUGCAGGAUAAAGACUCUCAAUUUGGUCCUCCCCAGUCUAGACAUCACAUCACUAGCCAAGUCUGCUACUUUAGCUGUAUAUAUUUUAACAAAAUGUCAACCACGACCGGGGGCGGAGAGUUUGGCAACCCUCUGCGGAAAUUUAAGUUGGUCUUUCUGGGUGAACAGAGUGUUGGGAAGACCUCACUCAUCACCAGGUUUAUGUAUGACAGUUUCGACAACACUUACCAGGCAACAAUUGGUAUUGACUUUUUGUCAAAAACAAUGUACCUAGAAGAUCGCACGAUUCGGCUGCAGCUCUGGGAUACAGCCGGACAAGAACGUUUCCGCAGCCUCAUCCCCAGUUACAUCCGCGACUCAGCUGCUGCUGUGGUGGUUUAUGACAUAGCCAAUCUUAAUUCUUUCCAGCAAACCUCGAAAUGGAUUGAUGAUGUGAGGACAGAGAGAGGAAGUGAUGUAAUUAUUAUGCUUGUUGGAAACAAAACAGACUUGGCAGAUAAAAGACAGAUCACCACGGAGGAGGGCGAGCAGAGAGCUAAGGAACUGAAUGUCAUGUUCAUUGAAACCAGCGCAAAGACUGGCUACAAUGUCAAACAGCUUUUCCGACGUGUUGCUGCGGCCUUGCCCGGGAUGGACAGCACACCAGAGAAAAGCAAAGAGGACAUGAUCGACAUCAAAUUGGAGAAACAGCCAGAGAUGACUGUAACCGAGAGCAGCUGUUCAUGCUAGUACAUCUCAGCCCCACCAAGCCUGUUUCCUCCCCAACAACAGCUUGUCUCUCAGUGGCCACUCUCCACCCAUGGCAACUUGCCACUGGGAUGGAGCACCUAUCAUUUUUUUUGUUUUCCUUCCCUUCUCAACUCAGUGACUUUUCAAAGUAACCGUGUGGAUGUGCAUUACUGUAUUGAAUCUGAUUAUCUUGGGGAAAAUAGUUCAGAAACAAAUAAGUUAAACAUGUUCAGAUUUUCAUCCAGUUGCAUGGCAUUAUAUAGGACUGCAGACUGACAUAGCUAACCGCUCUUGAGUUUAUGCACAGUCCAGGAUCUUAGUGCUGUUUCUCUUGUUGUUGUAAAGUUAACUUUCUUUGGAAUAUGUAAAUGACUGCGAGGUUUAAGUUUCAGCCCCUUUUUAUUUUAAGAACAAACAGUUUUAUCUCAGACGGCUCAUUUCUCAUACUUUCUCUCACAUUUUGAGGAAGUAGAAACAUAAUCUUGCAUCAUCUAAAGCCACGUUGAUAAAUGUGACUAAAGUUAGGCUUAUGUUACAGGAGAUACGUGGAGCUGUUUUCUCUGUCACUUAUACCUGCUUCCUAAGAGAUAAGCUGCCAAAUAUAUCAGUUGUGACCAAAUUAGUAUAAUUUCAGUACAUAUUUAAAAACAGUGCUGCAAUAGGAUGAGUAAAAAGUAACAAGGGCGUUUCAUCAAAGGGAAUUAUUUAGGUCACUAGCCCUAAACUCUGCAUUAAAACUCUUAUCAGCUAUCAAUGUUAAAUUUACUGCCUAUACUAACACAUCUGAGGAAGAUACUGGUGGGAGUUUGGUCGCAAUGUGAGGUUGCCUCCAUGUCAUCGAUAGUUUGUGUUGUGCUGAUGACACUAUUAUAAGAACAUGCAGCAUGCUCACCAUGCAGGAUUUAUAUGGAUAAGAACACAGAUGCCUUGCUUGUUUGUUCACCAUGUUGUGCACUGAAUCAAGCCACAAUAUUGUAAAUUAUCAGAGGAGCCUGUUUACUGGUUCAUGGCUUCACUAGUUGUCUUUGUAGAGCUGUUUGGUUGACGCCCUCAGACACGGCUAAAGCUUACUAACAGCCUCGCUGUAAACAGAAAAAGUGCAGAGAAGUUAGUUGCAGCGUCCUUUAUUGUGUAGUUAUUGCCUGCGGAGGACCUUUGGUUUUAUGCCUUUUUAUUUAUUUUGUAACUUGGACUUACAGAUGACCUUCCUGAGCUUGACCAAAAGUACAGACGCUGCCACGCAUGUUGGAAGUUUACUUUAUUUAUUGUGUGCGUGUCCGCUAGAGCUCCACGUUAAGGUGGCAUCUUUACGUGGCAAGGCUUUUCUCUCCCUGUGCACUCUGUAGCUUAGCUUACAGUCACAGGUACAGUCAGCGACGCUUCUACACACACAUAGUCUUAACACAAUAAAAUGAACUAGCCAGAGCACAACAAAAGACACUUGUCGUUUGAUGUUGCUUGUUUGGGGAUGCGGACGUUUUAAAAUGGGCUCGAAGGUUUGAGUAUUUUAUUUCCUUCACGAACAAACAGUUUAUCUUGACCAGCUCUUCUAUUACUUGUCACUGACUAAAUACUCAGCUUUGUCCUAUUCUGAAUUGUGUCUGUCUAUUUGAAAUAUGAUGUCUACUCGUGUUUAGCAACGUUUGUGUGAAUAAUGUACUAUUAUCUUAUGUAUAAAAAGGAGAGUUAAUGAAACACAAUUGUAGGUCUAUCACAUGGAAUAAAAUAAAGAUAUUUCACCCAAAUGGAA